Cephus cinctus (wheat stem sawfly) is the source of this 15170-nucleotide messenger RNA. RefSeq lists its product as uncharacterized. NCBI's taxonomy places the organism in Eukaryota, Metazoa, Arthropoda, Insecta, Hymenoptera, Cephidae. The transcript has 19 exons. The coding region runs from base 1523 to 9109 and encodes 2528 amino acids. Gene Ontology annotation, molecular function: chromatin binding. The record is from RefSeq and is a predicted model, not a curated record.
GGACGGUGAGCAUGCUACUCCGUCUCGUAAAACGAAUCUUUUUCUCACCGGAAGUGUAAAGUCGCGUUUCCGGUCGGGCCCUUACGAAUUUACGCAGCAACCUGAACCCAAUAUACACUGAUCAGCCGCGAUAUCAAGACUCCUUUAAGGUGUCUAACGGCGUGAAUAGUUUGAAAGCGACAAGGGCCAAACAGUCAGGAGGAAGGAGGAAGGUGCUAGUGUUAGUCUGAUUGUGCAUCAGUGAAGUUUUACUAUAUAUACGAGAACGGGUUCUAGGAGUUUGCUACGUCUGACCCAGGCCCAUUCUAUCGUGUUGUAAUCAGCUAGUGUUUAUUCUCUGCUAUACAGCUGAGGAUAAGAGUGUGAAGGGGAACGGCGUGAAAGCCAUAGUCGUCGUCCAUCUCGUGAAAUCUAGAGGAGACGCAGUACUACACUGUUUGCGUUGUAACAGACAUUGUUUCUUUACCUCAAUACAGGAAAUAAUAUAAGGAAAACGGAAAGGAACUGAAAAACAUAGUUCCCAUCAAACUCCAACCGGCUGUCCAACUCUGGUAGAGAGACGAUCGAUCGGCUUCAAAACGAUCCCAAGCUGCUUUAAGCCCCUUCGGCCGGCGCCCGCUUUAAAGGGAAUAUAACCUAAGCGUCGGCCGGAGCUAUUUCCGCCUUUUUCAGGAAGUUUUCUGGUAUCUCUGGAUACUCAGCCUUACCUUACUCCAUAUCUAACAUCGUUAUAUUACAUUUAUUACAAAGCCGUCCGUAUCCUUAUCCUGUCAAUAUGUAGGUGCCUCCUGUAAUCGAGGAAGUGCGAAAACGUAUACCUACGUUUUAGGCCUUGCUCAGUCUAGCGCGACAUGCGAACGAGCUCAUUUUCGACGUCCGUCGCCUACACGCGAACAUCAAGGUACGAACAAUCUAGUUGGAACUACGCGUUGUAGACCUCCUCGAAGAAGAUGUAGACCGUCGCGGCGCGAAUGAGACUUGGACGCGAUUAAUACCACAAGGCGUCUAAGCUCUCGCUAUAUCUAUACAAUAUCAAGUCUUUAUUAAUUAAUUAAUUUCAUAUUGCGUAUGGAAUAUCCGAGUAAACGUUUUUAGAGUUCGGAUUGUACGCUUCUCCAAUGUAUUUCUUUUCUUACUGGUGCAGUGAACACGUUUCCGCGUUUAUGAGUAUGUGCGUCUACUUGUGCUACAGUGUGUGAUACUCGUCGGUUGUGGGAAAAGAAUUGAAAGAUAGUAUUUCUAACAUACAUAUCUCACGAUCGCUGACUAUUAAAUACAAGUACUGCACGCACUGUACUCCCUUUGAAUUACUGUUAGAUGUGAAUCACUCUUAGUGCAUACGUGCAAUCAGUGUACAUGUGGUGUUGUCAAGAUCAUGUGAAAAGAAAAUAGAUCUCAAGGAAAUCAUAUCCUGGAUUCACACGGGAAGAUUUGAGAUUGGGAUGAUGCCCUGUUACGUGGGCUCUUCCUAAUCAUCACAGUGGAGUUCUGCUUCAUCGCAGCCUCGGGAGGGGGUGGUCCGAUGUUGGUCCCUCCCGUGGCCCAGGGUGGGACUGGGGGUGCUCGUCCUAUGGUGGAUUCUAGCACGAGGGUUCAGCAACCCUCGGCUCCUGGAACGACGGGCCUCUGGCCUCUUGCACCGGCGCAGCCUAAUCAGGUCCCUUGCCAACAGUCCCAGGCGACACCGCCGUUGGCAGCUACCCCUGCGCCAGCGCACAGCCAAGGUGUCAGUCGCUACGGACUCUAUUCGUUAUUUCCAGGGGGUGGCGGGGGUAGCUAUGUUACCGCGACCCCUGCCACCCCGGGCCCGAGUCCCGCGAGGGCUUAUCAUGCGACCACACACAAGGGGAUUUUGUCGCUUUCACGCUGCGGAUCGCGACCAGAACGAACAGUUUCAGAGAGUGUCUUCUCAGCGGCGGUGGGUGUAGGGGUGGGUGGUUACACAUGGGGUGCACCCACGCCACCCCCCGGUUCACCUUACAGUCCUGUGCCUGUGACGCAGUUGGAAUUGCUCGCGAAGAAUCUUGCGAGUCUCGCACCACCAGGACCACAGCCACUGAGCUUGCAGGGGGUUGGUGUCAACGUGGGUAGCCUUCAUCAUGCUCAACAUACUCAGCACACCCAGCACACACUUAAUCUCGCCGGCCUGCAUCAUCUUCACCACGGCGGUUUGCAUCAGAGCACGUUUUCGCCCCAAUUGUCGCUGGUUACUGGCGGUGCACCCACCCUCACUAUCAACAGCUUCUCAUCUCCAAACUCGACCGGGAACGUGGUGCCGAGCACCGGAGUCCUCUUGCAGGAGUAUCAAUCGUCAUCGGGCUCCACUACCAACUGUCCGAGCUCGUCCAGCUGCGUACCCACUAGCUCUACUACUAGUGUCAGCACUAUGGUAGUGCAGGGUGCCACUACCAGUAAUGUUGUUACUGUACCGAAGAAACGCGAGGCUUUUCUGCCUAGCCAGGGUCAGCCAGUUAAGCUGGAAAACAAGACCCGACAACCUUGCGUAUGUAAAAGCAGUACUGGAAAAACAAAAGUGGUCCAUUCGGAUGUUGGAUGCAGUAGAACACUACCUGUGGCUUCAUCCUGGAACGGCCAGGAGUCCUCCAGCACAAACGGAAGUAACUCAACGAGCUCAAUAAAAAGGGAACCUUUGACCUCGGUACCGUGCCAGGUCGCCGAAGUGUCGACGUCCCUUCACGCGACAACAACGGCCGUGAAGAUCGAGCCAGUGCUGCCAAAGUCAGAAAACGGUAUCGUAGUCUCGAGUGCAGGCGCUGGCACUACGGGUAUUCCGGUGGGCAUCGCCGUGGCCAGACAGAGACUUCAGCAUCAGGAGACCUCGACCACAUCAUCUAUGAGGAAUGUCUCUCUUAGCCAUCACACUUCGCAUCAUAGCUAUCAUCAUUUCCAACCGGAUAACCUUGGUUCAACUACGGCCAUGGCAGUAGGCGGUGCAACUCUUGUUCAUUGUGGACCCGGUGGGGACGAAAGACCGGCCCAUCUCGCCAUUCCCUCGAGCGCGCUGCCACCCUCUCUGAACGCCGCCCUCAAUUCCACCUUGAAUUCCACCCUGAAUUCAACCCUCGGCAACAUUGGCGCCACGGCUGCCGCGGCGGCUGCCGCCGCUGCCGCUGCUUCCGCGUCCACCUGGCCGCCGACGCUUUGGCAAUAUCCUACACCAGCCAUGCCUAUGGAACCUGUAGGAUUUCCUCAGAUGGGGGUUGGUCUGCAGGGUGGACUUCAGCUCGUCAGGGAUCCUACUACUGGACAUCUUCUUUUGAUACACGCAGCAGAACAAAUGCAGCAGGCUGUUGUAUGGCCAAAUUAUCCCGGUCAUAAUGGCAGUAAUGUUGCACCGCCGCCAUUACUUUUACCGCCGCCACCACCGUCUCUUCAACUUCUUAGCGAUAUUGGAGGUGCGAGACUCGUUCUUACUGAAAACAAGAGGAAGCAGCAGAGCAAUCUGCCCAUUGUCAAAAUAGAAGCUGAUUGCGGCAGUAGCCCCACUACUAUAAUAACCUCGGCGGAAUCUACCAAGGCACUGCAGACUGUGACAUCCAUGACGGGUACUCUGGUACCGGACACGCCAUUGGUAACAACCCUUCAUUACUAUCCCCACGCACCAACCCUCGUGCAAAUAAGUCAAGCAGAGCCAGCUCAUUGCAGAUCACAGCAGCGAAAUGAAUUUAUUUCAAAGGCAACAUCGCCGGUGUCCUGUCUCACUCCGCCACCGGAAGUUACCACGAUACACGCCAUAGAACCACCGGAAUCCACGCCAAUCGGAGUCCAGGAUGCUUCGAAUCAGACGGACUCGACGGAAGCUGAGGAUGAACUGCUGGUCGUGGACCCAAUCGUCAAGCAGGAACAAAAUUUUAGUCCGUGCCAGAUGCAGAGUACGAUAAAUUUUGAAAAUACUCAAAGUCCAGAGAAAAUUUUAAAUUUGGCCGUAAGGCUUGGCAAUCAACAUUUAAAUAGUGCACCGGGGGUCCUGGGUAAAGUUGAAAAAUCUGAGAGUGGCGUGGUGUCCGGCGGAACGGAGUGCGCGAAAUAUCAAGUGACGAACGCAAAGGAGAAUAAUCGUUCAGUGAAUUCCGUGGACAGGACGAUAGAGCACGUGGUGAAUUGUCACAAUGGCGAACCAGAAGGAAAACAUGGCCCCGUACAGGAAAUAAGAGCGGGUCCGAAAAUCAUUGAAAUCACGGAAGAGAACUGUGACAGCUUUCACGAGAACCUUGAAUUUUUCACCAGAAGACGAGAUCCUUUGACGCACUUUCGAAAGAGCAUCGUCGAGGAUACGAGGAAGACUCAGGAUAUCAUCGAAAGUGUGUCAGAAGCCUCCGGAAUACCGGAAUAUCUACCAGAAUUGUCAAAGGUUCCAGAAAAUAUUUCAAAGACGUCAGAUCUGCCGCAACAAGGCAGUCAGUGUGCCAGUUGCGAGAGUUGCGGGAAAUCACGAGAUAUCUGGUCUCACAAUCAACAAACUAAUAAUAACGAGAGUCAUUCGCAACUGACUGUGAAAUCAUUCGAUAUGCCAUCGAUUGAUUGUGACGAUCAGAUCGAGCAUAUUGUUGUCAAGCAGGAAAAGGACGAAGAGCGAGUUUUAACAGAUUGUCUUUAUUCCCAGAAGAAUAACUUGGACAAGUCCAAGUGUCCUGAAGUCCUGCAGAAACGUCAUCACCCUACCGAUAAGUUUCAUCCUGGUAUCGAAAACGUCGUAGAGAAGCUGAAGAAAAAUGCCGCAGCCGCUAUGCAGGAUAUUCAGAAGAACGACGAGAUUGAAAGUCAAGCUGUACCAAGACGCGUUGAAAAUUCACCACGUCGACUUGAGAACGGGCUAAAAAAACUUAUUCUGAGGUCAUGUGAAAACGAACAGCAGGCACUUGCAUUGCAACAGAGAUUAAGUAAUCGCGACGCGGACGUCACAGACGUCGACAAAUAUCCUAGUGGAAAGUACCUUCAGAAAUCCGAUAAGAAUUCCUUGUCACCAGCUAAGCCUAUAACUGGUAGAGCUUACUUUCUUAAUAAUAAUGACAUCAGUAACAAUAACAACAAUAAUACAUCCUUGAUAAAAAAGCGUGAAGAGAACAAAAUACCUAAGCCAGAGAAGAUGAUUGGUUCUGAUCACUUUAAAGGCGAAGAAACUAAAAUGGAUUCUUUGAAUUCUACAGGCAGCACAAGCCCCAAGAAGGAAACAAUGAUAUCCAGAUUAAUUAAUUUAGAUAAGUCCUAUCAUAUUCCUAAAACGGAAUUAGAUACGAAGGAGAACUUGAUAGAAACCGAACUUCUGAAAGGUAACAAAGUGGGCGGGUGUCCUGGUAAGCAGAAACCUCUCGUGGAUCUAAGCGGAUUGGAACUACUUUCUAAUAGCAUAGAACAGUUGGAGCACAGGAAACCAGGUUCCCAGACUUCUGGACAGGACCAGGAUGUCGACGAUACUCCAAAAAAAUCAAAACCUCUCACUGGACAGAGUGAAAAUAAUAAUAAUGACGUGGACAGUCCUCUGGGAUUAUUAUGCGCUCUUGCGGAACAACGAUUCAUGGAAGAGGUCGCUGAUAACAGCGUAUCCAAGAAGUCGACUAAUUAUGAAAAUUUCGAGGAGAUCUCGCACGCCGGUCGCCUUCUUCUGAAUUUGGGUAAGACGUCAAGUGUUUUAGACAAGAAACGUAAACGUCUGGAAAAGCGAAAGUUCCCGUUAGAGGAUUGCGGAAACGCAAAAAAGUUAAAAGAGGAUUACAUUGUCGAGGAACCUAGUCCGAAGAAUACUACUAUCUGUUAUUUCGAAAAGCCUAAUGGCAGGAAUUAUGACAACCAGGUAAUGGAUGAUCCCGUUCUCAGAAUGAAGGAAAAAACCCGAAGGAAUAUUGAUUUCACAGAAAAAGAUCCAAAAACCAUUCACGAACUGAAAAUGAAUGACCGUGAAGAGUCAAAGAUCCAACAAGAAUUGAAACCGAAUCAUUCGUUUCAUCAGGAACGCUUAGAAACUCCAGAGAAAGGGACUAACGGUAAGAACCACGGUUACCAGAAGAGUACACAGCUGGUGGGCUACAGUAAGAAAUAUGAAUAUUUUCUACACGCCGGAAGAAGAGCGCCGAGAAAACACGAGGAGGAAUUCACGGAUUCCGAAAAUGAGAAUACGGCUCCUGAAGUUGCGAAGAUUUGUAUUCCACAAGAGCAGAUUGGUGAAGGUGACAAUCUUGAUGAACUUAAUGGAAUCAGUGAUCUUCAUUUGGACCAAGACUCGCACGAGACUCAUCACAGCUACAGAAGUCUCCAGUCAAAAUUGGAAGUAAAGAAAUUUAUAGCACGCAAAGGACACCCAGACAAUGAUGCUGAUUGGCCCAAUAUGGAUGCCAUGGAAUUGCAUAUGAGAGUUCGACUGGCAGAUAUUCAGAGACAAUAUAAGGAGAAACAGAAGGAGCUUUCCAGGUUGACGCCGAAGAAAGAUGACAAGAAGAGUCCAGGACGACCCAGAAAGAAAAGCCACUCAAAUUCUGAUUAUGGUGGAGUAGCAACGUCGCCGGCAGUGGACACUGCAUUAUCCUUGCAAAAGUCACCCAGUAGAAGUCCAGAUGGAGCUCCACCACCUCUUGCAUCAACUGUCCUGGCGAUGCCGAGAUGUAAUGUCAACCUGGUCAAACUUGGCGAGCCUAGGAGUCAUAUAAAGCUCCUUGAUAGUAUUCCAAGUAUUCCUAUUCCUGUUCCACCGGUUGCAUCACCUAUCACGGUGCUUCCGACUAGUAAAGUUCUUCAGGAAGACGAUGAGAAGAUUACGACGAGGUUGGGCUAUGAAACGUCCUCACCGGCUCCCACGAUCUCCAGCUCGAGUUCUGCCUCCAAGAAGAGGAAAGUUGGUCGUCCCAGAAAACUGAUGUGUGCUUCUGGCAGUGUAAGGCAUCUCACGGAAACUAUUGUUGCUAAAAAGCCUAAAAGUAAAAGUUCACUUGUGGGCUAUUUAUUAAACGCAAAGAAUCGACAUCUUCAAAAUAAGUUUAUCAGCAAGACUGGAUAUACACCGUUACCAUUUAAAUCUGGUAUAAAUGGUGCCAAAAAUGCAAAAAAUCACAAGAGUACCAAAACGAAAGCAAAGCCAGCAAAGCAAACGCCAUUGCAUAAUAAAAACGUGAUAAGCUCAAUAAUAGCAGAGAAGGCAAAAUUAAGUCAGGAUGCGAAGCUAGAGAAACAAUGUAAUAAACUGAAACCAAAACUCAAGGCUGAGGUAAAAGUGAAAAACUGGGAAGAGGAAGAAGGAACCGAGUGGAAUAACACUCCAGCGGAAAUUGCACCAGCUGAAACUACCGUUCCGGAAUUGGCAAUGGAAACAGCCGUGGAUGUUGAACCUAUUGAAACACAUGUAGAGAAGGAAAAGGAAAAGCAUGAGAAAAUAAAAAAGAAAAAAAGAAAGUCUUAUUCAACGUCUCCAAAACGACAUAAAUCCAGCGAGAGGGAUGGCAAGGAAUCCAAACGUCGAAAAUCUUCAGAAUGCAAGGAAUGCAAGGAAUGUGCAAAAGCAGCCAAAGCUGAACGCGCUGAUAACAUUACAAACAGAUGCAAAUUAACAUCGGCACAUUUGGGUAUAGAUCAGCUAAGAGUGCUCACUGCUAUGGGUGGGCUCUUUUACGCUGGGCGUCUAAGCGCCGUCCAAGCGCCGGAUGUCUACGCUAUUACUCUUGACGGCGAACGAGGAAACAGGCCCCAUAUCCAUUCCAGAGAAGAGAUUCUUCGGGAUGCCAUCGUCGAGGUGUGUCCUGGUUCCACUAAGGAAAUACCACCAGGGACGCGUCUCUGUGCUUACUGGAGUCAGCAAUAUCGUUGUCUCUACCCAGGUACGUCAGUAGAACCUAGUGAACCCGAUCCAGAAUUAGAUGAGAAAUUUGUAAGCGUCGAAUUCGACGACGGAGACAGUGGCAGGAUAGCCUUAGACGAUAUUCGACUACUGCAGCCUGAUUACCCUGUAGUUGAAUAUGAUCCAAAUCCUCUUCUGUCAUUGGGCAAACGUCGAAGACAGACUUCUGCGUCGACAGAUGACAAACGCUCGUCUACCGGAAGUCAAUCAGGUGCAUGUACGAGUACAACGACCAACAUAACUUCUUCUGAUGCAAAGAUCGAUCAACAGAAAAAUAAUGAAACAGAUUCAAAGGUAAUGGAGGAGUACAGAGAACGAAAACGCAUGAAGAAGCGGAGAAGAGAUAAGCUGAAGAGACUCCAGGAGGCACAGGAAGGUAAGAAAAAGCAUAGAAGGCACAAGUGCUGCGAGGAACACAGAAAGCAUAAGCAUAGGAAACAUCGUAAGCACAAGCAUAAGCACAGCCACCAUAGCAGUCAUAGUGACGGAAGUCAUCAAAGUGGCGGUGAGAGCUGUUCCGGUCAUAAAAGCGAAGAGGAAUCAAUUGCUAUGGAUGCAUCUCCAACAAACGCUACAGUAGAGGAUGCUGAAGAGGAGGAAGAUGAGGGAGACAAGGAAUUAGAAUUAAAAGAAACUGAACAGGAAGUACCCCUGGUAGUAGAACCUCCUAAGCCGGAAGAGAAAAUCGAGAAACCGAAAAAAUCGGACAAAAAGACCAAGUCCAGAGAACGUCAAGAAUCUGUGGAGAGUAGAAGCAAGAUGGCUGCUUUCUUACCUGCUCGACAACUUUGGGGCUGGGCUGGUAAGGGUUAUAGAAGACCCGGUGCGAAAGGUCGUGCCAAGAAACAAUUCUUCCGUGCCAUUCAACGUGGCAGCGAGACUAUACAGAUCGGCGACAGUGCCGUGUUCCUCUCAACGGGUCGACCCGACAGACCUUACAUAGGGAGAAUAGAAUCUAUGUGGGAGACGUCUAGUUCGAAUAUGAUUGUCAAGGUCAAAUGGUUUUAUCAUCCUGAAGAAACAGUCGGCUGUCCGACAAAUCUUAAAUACCUUGGUGCACUUUUUGAGUCACCACACAUGGAUGAAAAUGACGUGCAGACAAUAUCGCACAAGUGCGAAGUUCUGCCGCUUCAAGAAUAUAUUGAGAAGUUGGGAAAGGAACCCCAUCGGUAUCUUACCAUCUAUGACAACAACGAUAUCUAUUAUUUGGCUGGAUACUAUGAUCCUACCACUUACCUACUCACGAUGCAACCGGAUGUUGUUUGAGAAAAGCUCAAACUCACGAUUAGGCUAACGGGCGUUACUUAAUCGUGUUUCUCAUAGAUGGAACUCGAAUGUUCCUGCUGAUUGUUUCACCUUCCGUCACAGGAAGGAUGUCGUUAAUGCAAUGCACCAAGUCCUCAGGACUGGCAAAAGAACUUACGAUCACUACGUAGAUUGAGUCAUUCGUACUUUUCGAAACUACAAUUUUUAAGCGCAGAACGUGGCAGCCACAACGAUGCCAUGAAAACCUCUGCCCUUGUUAUGUUAAUAUUAUUAUUUCUUUGUGACUCGAAAAGCAUUUCAUGAGGCGAAUAUUCGAUGAAAAUCUACGUAAAUACCAUUCUAUCAUGAAUUCUUACGUGUGCUUCACGUGUAUAAUAUUUGCAAACGUACGGGUGAACUUUUUGUUAUCGUUAAAGGCACGCUUCGUAUACACAUAUUUGUGUAAAGGCAAAAUUGGUAAGUGCAAGGAAGUGCAGCUAAGAGUAUCGGUUAAGAUGCAAUAAAUGACAAAAACAAAUACACAGACAGCAUAGAACACACGUAUAAAUUCACGAGAAGCACCGAAUAAUUAUACAUAUUUAACAUACGCAAUCAUGGCAAGUGGCAUUAUAAAUGCAAGAAUACUACGCAAAGUAGCUGUAAAGUAAGGCAUCAUGUAAAUAUUGUACAUAAAAAAAGAAAAAUGGUUAUUAUUACAAAUCUACUUAAUUCGUUUAUCGAUUAACGAAGACGUAGCGUACAAUAAUCGGAUAUUGCGUAUCACGUGUGCAUUACGACUGAUGAAAAUUUCACCCGUUAUGGACAUUAAUGAAAUCGUUUUGCAUCUCUUAUAUUUUUUGUAUUAAAAGAAGAAAAAAACAUUAAAUUACGUAUGUAUAUAAUACAGACGAGUUGCGGAACUGUGCAAACUAGAAAAACCGCGAGGAGUGGGAGAGAAAUAUUAAUAGUGAUACGAGACACGGUGCUAUCUAGCCUCCUAUCUUAUUAUUUUAUCGCCUAGGCGUGUGUUACUGUUUUAAGUUGAGCUUAGCAGAGAGAAAGAGAGAUGCAAGAAGAAUGUCAGUAUACGUGCAAGAGCUAGACAGACAGAGAAAGAGUGUGAGAGUAAAAAGAGAGGGAGAGAAAGUGUGUUUUUUUUUUAAAGAAUUAUUUCUACGCAUUAUUAAGUUUUAUGAAACCUAGGAGUGUGGACAGUGCGGCUUAUGUCCACAUAAUCGACAGUGGUGUUUUUUUAAGGCCUGUUCACAUCGUGCAAGAUACUAGUAUUAAGACUAUUCUCUAUCGAAUCAUUUUUAUAUAUUAUUAAUUAAUGACGAGUCACGAUCGUCCCUUUCUCCAUUCACGCUAUUGUCUUUCCCAGGUGCCCAUUGAACUGGUAGAAGAAAAUCGUUCGCGACGCUAAAACUCAAAAAAUUUCCUAUUUCAUUUUUACUUCGUUUUAUUGUCUAUUCUGCGAUUGCUGUCGAAGUUUUUUGUCUUUUAAUCAGCGAAAGUAUUUUUUUUAUUUUUUCCCUUGAAAAUAACGCGUAAACGAUAGACGAAAUAAUUAGAAAUUCAUGAUAUUACUUUUAUUGUUUCUUUAUAAUUUUCUUUCCCUCUCGAAAUUAGAUAUGGUCGAACUUGCCACUUGCCUAUUAAUACCAUAGGCAUGUGUGGAGAGAUGUAGUGUGGUCAAAGUGCGACUUUGAACAAAACCGAAAAAAAAUAACAGACUGUUGGGCACGAGAGAUAUAAAUAGCACGAAAAAUAGACAAAUACAAAUUCGACGAUUUGCGCAUGCGCACGCGCGAGAAAGCGUUAUGAUAUAAGUAAUAAUAGCGUGGGACUGACAGAUAGAACAAGAAUGAAGCGAAACGACAGAGCGAAUGGGAGCAUAAAAUGUAACGAGAGAACAUAUGGAUAGAACAAUCGUGAUGUACUUACAGUGAGCGUAAUUUUUCUCUCUGUACAUAAAAUAUUUAACUGCGCAUGCGCCCACGCGUACGUAACUUUGCAUACGUAUGUAACGCACAUGCGCUCGCGUUAUACACAGUAUAAAUACUAUAUUCAAGGUACAGAUUAUGUAUUAUUAAUAAUACAAAAAAAAUGCAAACGUAUAUCUAUCGAAUUACUGAACAGAAGAUUAAUAACGGCUUUAAUAGUACUAUAUGAUCAUAAUAGGUACACCGUAGUUGUACUAGUCAUUCUUUUUUCUCUGUUUUUACAAAAAUUAUCUUUACUCUUUGCUUCGAUUUAUUUUAUCGAUUUUUUGAAAUUUCCCAAAAUUUCUCUUAGGAACGACGGCCAGGAAUAUUAAUCGGUAUUCUCCUGUAUAAAAUAUAUAUAUAUGUGUAUGUAUAUAUCUGUAUAAAGAAAUUUCUUUAAAUAUGGAUACUAGAAAUAGUUGAGAUAAAACUGAGAAACGAGGGAUGACUGGUAUCGCGUGACGAGUGAGUCCAAUUGCCUAAAUAAGAAACGGCGCGUUCAAUCAUUACGAGAAUAAAUUAGUAAAUAUAUAGUAUACACAACACAGUAUUUUUCCAUAAAGAUGAAUUAAUUGCAAAAUGGUCGUAAUCGUCGUCGUCGUUUUAGAGGCCUUUAGAUGUACACGGAUUUAAGAGAAAAAGAAGAAAAAAAAAUAGAAAAAAAAGCGUUGGUCUCUCGAUUGCUCUUUAUUAUUAUUAUUGCAAUGAUAAUACAAAUAAUAAUAAUAAUUAUUAUAAUAAUAAUUAAUACUAAUUCGUCAAGUAAAUUAGAAGGAUACACGCAGAAAUGUGUACGCACUUAAGUUACACGGAAGACAUACGCAUAUAUUAUUAAUAUUAUUAUACAUACAUAAAUACACAAUUGUAGAUUUUACUUAUACGCAUAAGCUUAUGCUCGCGAAGCGGCCUAUUUAGAUACUCUUUAUUGAAACAUAUAUUUGCUUCUUGUAGAUUUGUAAAUAUGUACGUAGCUUUUCUUUGUAUGUCGGUCACAUAAUAUAGCGUACUAUAGAUAUACAUACAAAUGUAUGCAUAUGUCACAACCCGGACAAUUAAUACGCCAACCUCCAUAUCACGUCUUUACAGAUGUACUAUAUCUUCAUCGCGCUAAUUGAUCCCCUUAACUGCAUUACAAUUUUCUUUUAUUCAUUGUCACGCACGUGCGUUCUACUUGUUGAAAUUAUGAAAAACUCCGAAAUUCUUCCUUUCUUGUAUAUCGCGUCAGUCCAAUAGUUUAUUCCUUGCGUGACGCUGACGUCAUUCGCUUAAGAUUUCGCUUGACGAAUUCCAUUUUGGAAAAUCGUAUUUUUGCAUAUAUAUUUUUUCUUCCGUUCGUUAGUUGUUGUUUUGUCUUUUCUAUCGAGCUCUCCCUUCUCGCGAUUAGAAAUAAUGACAUUCGUAGGUAGGUUAUGCCGUUAUCCCGUUACGUUGCAAGUUGACGAAUGAAAAAAAAAAAAUAAGGAAAAGAUUUUCUUUUCAUAUUUUUUUUUUCAUUCUUCUUUUCCUCUCCCUUUAUAUUUGUCUUAUCGGCCCGUUUCAUUGGUAUCCUUGAAUUUACUUGGAAUUGAGGCGAUCUUUUUUAGAGUUUCGGAAACAUUGUAUGUGCGUGUAUGAAGUGCGUGGGAGAAAUUGGAAAUCGUGUGGGGAUGUACUAAAUGGCCUGUGAGUCUGCGUUAUUGUCAUUGUGAAUAUGAAAUGUCUAUUUCGUGGUACGAGGAGAAGGGUGAAAAGAAAACGAGAGAGGAGACGAAAAAAUAAGCAGCUGACGAAAUUCAAAAUUUGAGUAAAACGAAAUUUGCGAAUUUAAAAGGGAUUUACGAUAUGACUGUAUUUCCGUCUAUGACUGUAUACUGUCUAUGCAGUAUACACUAUUUCUGACUAGUCGAGAUUAUUAGUGUCGCGUGAUGCGUGUCAAAGGAUAGCACGUAAGAUUGGUAAUGGUAUUUUUCACCCCUCUCUUUCUGGAAAAGAAAAGAAACAGGAAACUUGAAUAGAAGGAAGGGACAUUUCAGAAUUAUCGAAUUGACAGCUUGGCUACGCUCGUCAAAAUUGAAGGACAUAUAACGAUAAUACAAUUAAUAAAAAUGGCAAAGGGAAUGAUAUAAAAAAUAAAAGAAAACAGUAUCAAGGACGCUAUACGAUUUAGGAUCUUUGAGAAUUACGUAAGAUGGCGAUGUGCGAGAGACGAAGAUAGAGAGAAAGAGAGAGAGGAAACUAAUUAUAUUUCAUGAGCUAAAAGCGAUAGCACGUGGAAACGAAGCAAAAGAAAAUACAUUAAAAGGAGCGACGCACGAGAAAAAAUGAAAUAGGAAAUAAUAAAGAGAAAAUUGUAAGAAGAUAUUUUAUCGUAGAGAGUCGAAAUUAUUAUAUUUUAUUAAAGGGACGCGAAGUUCAUAAUGUUUACAGUAGAGAUAAAGUGAUACGAGGCGAUAAAAUUCGAGGGAGAGAAAAGGGUGAAAAAAUGUGGUAAAAUUAUAAAAAAAAAAAAAAAGAAACACUAAGAAAAAGUGACUGUUCGAACCCAAAAGUCUGAGAAAAAAAGAUUAAAUGUGCUGAUUUUCGUUUAUAUUUUCCUAUGCGACUUUUCUAAGUGUUUGUGACAGCGAGAAGGAGAGAUGAGAGAGAGAGAGAGAGAGAGAGAGAGAGAGAGAGAGAGAAUGAGUAAAAGUUCUUAGAUUAAGGAAAUGUUGAAUGUUUCAUGGCGCGAGUGAGACUGUUUGACGGGAAUAUUUACAUUGAUCGAAUAACAACCGAAGAAAAAACACGGAUAUACAAGAACUAUAAUUGCACAGACAUGACGUAUAGAUUUUAAGAUGACCAUUGUUAAUUCUUGACAAUUUUUUUAUUUGCUCUUCCAAUGACAUUGUAGGAACUGUGUUAAGCAAGAAAAAAACCUAUUAAUAUUUCACAAAAAAAAAAACUAAUUAAAACGAGUAAUAAUCAUCAACCCGAUUCGGGUAUAUAUUAGCCAUACACAGAUAGCGUUUUCAAUUUUUUUCAAUCUUGAAGAUGCAUUUAGAUUAUUCGUAAAAGAGCAGGCAUAUAAAGAUACAUUGCAAUGGUAGACGUCAAUUGUAUGUACAAUUAGCAACUACUCGAACGAAAAUCUGACUCUAAAUGGUAUUAAGGACUCCAAGUGAAUUCCCUUUGACUAUCGUUCAAUCAAUUGAAUGUGUAACACGCAGAGACUAUAGAAACGCGAAAUCGAAAUGAGAAUACCAAUCUGUUGUACGGAUAACAUAAAGCAGAUAACGAACAAGUAGAAGGAAUAGGCGAAGUAGGAAGAGCAAAUACAAUAAUGUAAAAUUAGCAAGGGAAUUUCCGGAUACUAGAAUACCUGUAAGGUUGAUGCGCGUCUAAUGAAUGAGAAUUUAUGAGCGACAGAGUAUAUUAACGAUAACGAGUGAAUCGGCGAAUGAGAGCAAAAGAGAAAGAGAGAGAUUGAGAAAUUGGCAUGAGAGUUUUGAAGAAACAAAAAAUAUAGAAAAGGAAAGAAAGAGAGAGAGAGAGAGAGAGAAGUUGCAGGUGUUUCAUAAUUAUGCUUGUAGAGAAGUCAGUCAGCGUAAUACUAUUGCAUAUAUCCAUUGUCUUAAUGUUAAUGAUUGAUUAAUUAUUAAUUAUUUAACAGUUUAUUAACCCUCUCACAGGAGCGAUGCGGACUAAAUACUUUUAUCAGUCGCGAACUCUGACACGCACACGUGUAGGCGUGCACGCACGGGCACCAGUGCGCAGAUGUAUUGAUUUUGAAAAUCAGGGAAAAAAUUAUUGGUUUUUGUAUUUGUUUGGUUAUUUGUAAAAAAUUAUAAUUUUUCACCUAUUUGAAUAUUAUAAUUUUGAGUGAAGCGGUUUUUCGUAUGCGAUUGACGGAGGAAGUGCCUCGUGCGCGUGUGUGCACGUAUGAGAAUGAUAAGGAGAAUGAGAAUGAUAACGUAGAGAGGAUUAAGAGUUUCUAUCAGAAUUUAUAUUGUGAUGGUGAACGCGAUGAGAUAUUUCCGAGAUCGGGAGAGAGACACGUACGCCGACAUGUUGCCCAUAAUUGUUUAUUUCAGCUAAAUACUUGGCCAACAAUAAAAUGCAUAUUAGAUAUUUAAAAUUAA